This is a messenger RNA of Pygocentrus nattereri (red-bellied piranha), 1927 nucleotides long. RefSeq names its product beta-carotene 15, 15-dioxygenase 2, like (gene bco2l). Lineage: Eukaryota; Metazoa; Chordata; Actinopteri; Characiformes; Serrasalmidae. The record is from RefSeq and is a predicted model, not a curated record. Gene Ontology annotation, molecular function: carotenoid dioxygenase activity; beta-carotene 15,15'-dioxygenase activity. Gene Ontology annotation, cellular component: mitochondrion. The transcript has 12 exons. Gene Ontology annotation, biological process: retinal metabolic process; carotene catabolic process. The coding region runs from base 85 to 1764 and encodes 559 amino acids.
AGAGAUGGCAGGUCCCCACCCCCUUCAUGUGCUUAUUUGUAAAUAUACUGUCAUUUUAUUGGAGCUGCCAUUUCAAGUGUGUGCAUGUGUAGGACUUUGUCAUCUGCAACCAUGUCCGACCCAACCAAGAAGCCUGAGCCCAAAAUGGCAGCAGACCCUAAGAAGCGUCCUCUGGCCCACGGUCUGGAGAGUGUUGCCACAUUACUGACUUCAGUGGAGGAGACUCCAGAGCCCAUUCCAACAGUGAUAAAAGGAAAUAUCCCUUCCUGGAUCAAUGGCAGCUUCCUGCGCAACGGACCUGGCAAGUUUGAAUUUGGUGAAAGCAGGUUCAAUCAUUGGUUCGAUGGCAUGGCUCUGAUGCACCGCUUCCACAUCUGUGAUGGUCAGGUGACCUACAGCAGCCGUUUCCUGCGCAGCGACUCCUAUGUGCAGAAUCUGGAAAAGAACCGUAUUGUGGUGUCGGAAUUUGGCACAUUGGCCAUGCCUGACCCCUGCAAGAACAUCUUCGCUCAGUUCUUCUCCCGCUUCCAGAUCCCAAAAGCCACUGAUAAUGCUGGUGUGAACUUUGUCAAGUACAAGGGAGAUUUCUAUGUAAGCACAGAGACCAACUACAUGCGCAAAAUCGACCCACAGAGUCUGGAAACCAAGGAAAAGGUGGACUGGACUAAAUAUAUUGCCGUCAAUGCAGCCACAGCCCAUCCACACUACGACCGUGAAGGUGCAACGUACAAUCUGGGAAACUCAUAUGGAAGACAAGGCUACUUCUAUAAUAUUAUUCAUGUUCCUCGUGGUGAAGGGGGGACAGAUGGCGCUGAUCUCAAUGGUGCCAAGAUCCUUUGCUCCAUUCCAGCUGCCAGUUCAAGGAAGCCAUCCUACUACCACAGCUUUGCAUUGUCAGAGAAUUAUGUGAUCUUCAUUGAGCAGCCAAUCAAGCUGGACUUGCUGAAGUUCAUGCUGUACAGAGUUCUGGGCAAGGGCUUCCAUGAGGUCAUGUCCUGGGAGCCCCAGCUGGAGACUGUCUUUCAUGUGGUUGACCGACGAACAGGCCAGCUCAGCAAGACGAGGUACUACACCAAUGCCAUGUUUACCCUUCACCAGAUCAAUGCCUAUGAGGACAACGGUUAUCUUAUCAUGGACAUGUGUUGUGGAGAGGAUGGCAGUGUGAUCGGAAACUUCACACUGGAGAACCUGAAGGCAGCAGGAGAAGAGAUGGACAAGUUUUACAGUUCUUUGUGCACAAUCUUGCCUUGGCGAUACGUGCUGCCUCUGGAGGUAAAGGAAGAAGAACCAAAUGACCAAAACCUCAUCAACCUACCGAACACCACCGCCACAGCCAUGAAAACAACAACUGGGGUUUUCUGCACACAUGAGAAUCUCUACAAUCACGAUCUCUUGGAAUAUGGCGGCCUGGAGUUUCCGCAAAUCAACUACACUCACUACAACGCUCGCCCUUAUCGCUACUUCUAUGCCUGCGGCUUUGGACAUGUGUUUGGCGAUUCUUUGCUUAAGAUGGACCUUGAAGGAAAAAAGCUGAAGGUGUGGCGCCAUCCUGGUCUGUUCCCAUCAGAGCCUGUGUUUGUUCCAGCACCAGAUGCCAAAGAUGAAGACGAUGGUGUGGUCAUGUCAGUCGUCGUCACACCAAGAGAGAGAAAGAGCUCCUUCCUCCUGGUUCUCGACGCUAAGACGUUCACAGAACUGGGCCGCGCUGAGGUGCCAGUGGACAUCCCUUUUGGCACUCAUGGACUGUUCAAUGAGAUGGGCUGAAGUCAGAGAUGUAUGCGGCCACAGAGAUGUAUAUGAGACAACGUUAGAAAUGUAACACAAUACAUUAUAUGUAUUACAAUUUGUACUAUCUAGAACCUAGUAGAGAUUCAAUGAGCAAAGAGAAAUCUGUUUAAUAAACUUAUUAAUCUGUGUCAUUGAAAAA